AUGCAGUUCUCCAUCACCACCAUCCUCGCCUUCGCUGCCACCACUGCCUUCGCUGCUCCCCUCGAAGAGCGCCAGGUCGGCCUCUGCUCCUCGGGCAGCCCCCUCUGCUGCGCAACUGACGUCUUGAACCUCGCUAUCUUGGACUGCGCUGCUCCUAGCGUCACCCCUGCUGGCGUCAACGAAUUCAUCGAUACCUGCGCUGGCCAAGGCCAGCAGGCCAAGUGCUGCCUGAUCCCCAUUCUCGGCCAGGCGCUUCUCUGCUCGGAUGUUAACCCUACUGCCCCUGCUACUUCUGCUGCCUAA
Bipolaris oryzae ATCC 44560 is the source of this 303-nucleotide messenger RNA. RefSeq lists its product as uncharacterized. The transcript is spliced from 2 exons. The record is from RefSeq and is a predicted model, not a curated record. Gene Ontology annotation, cellular component: extracellular region. NCBI's taxonomy places the organism in Eukaryota, Fungi, Ascomycota, Dothideomycetes, Pleosporales, Pleosporaceae. Bases 1 to 303 code for a protein of 100 amino acids.